This is a messenger RNA of Suncus etruscus (white-toothed pygmy shrew), 1592 nucleotides long. It is a transcript of the gene MFSD12, whose product is annotated as major facilitator superfamily domain containing 12. Bases 17 to 1477 code for a protein of 486 amino acids. The record is from RefSeq and is a predicted model, not a curated record. Gene Ontology annotation, biological process: carbohydrate transport. Gene Ontology annotation, molecular function: symporter activity. Gene Ontology annotation, cellular component: membrane. The transcript is spliced from 10 exons. Lineage: Eukaryota; Metazoa; Chordata; Mammalia; Eulipotyphla; Soricidae.
AGCUGCGAGUGUCGCCAUGGAGCCGGGGCCCCCGGGAGCGGGUGCCCCGGUGGCCCCUCAGUCCCUGUCGCUGUGCGCGCGGCUGAGCUACGCCGUGGGCCACUUCCUGAACGACCUGUGCGCCUCCAUGUGGUUCACCUACCUGCUGGUCUACCUGCACUCGGUGCGCGCCUACAGUGCUCGCGGCGCGGGGCUGCUGCUGCUGCUCGGCCAGGUCGCCGACGGGCUCUGCACGCCCAUCGUGGGCUACGAGGCCGACCGCGCCGCCGGCCGCUGCGCCCGCUGCGGCCCGCGCAAGGCCUGGCACCUGGUCGGCACCUUCUGUGUCCUGCUGUCCUUCCCCUUCAUCUUUAGCCCCUGCCUGGGCUGCAGGCCCUCCACGCCCGAGUGGGCCUCGCUCCUCUACUACGCCCCCUUCAUCAUCAUCUUCCAGUUUGGCUGGGCCGCCACGCAGAUCGCUCAUCUCAGCCUCAUCCCGGAGCUGGUCACCAACGACCAUGAGAAAGUGGAGCUGACAGCUCUCAGGUAUGCCUUCACCGUGGUGGCCAACAUCACCGUGUUCGGGGCUGCAUGGUUACUGCUGCACUUCCAGGACCCCGCGGCCCCUAGCAGCACCCCAGAAACUGGGUCCCAGCUGGGGCCCCAGGACACAGCUGUGUUCAGGAACCUGGCCCUGCUGGUGGUGGGCGUGGGCGCUGUCUUCUCGCUGCUCUUCCACCUGGGCACCCGUGAGCGCCGCCAGCUGCCCCCCAACGAUGCCCAUGCUAAUGGGCAGCCGGAGCCCUGCGAGGAGACCCCGCUGCUGGCACCAGCCCGUGCCCGGCCACUGCUGCUGUGGAAGCACUGGCUGAAGGAACCAGCCUUCUACCAGGUGGGGCUGCUAUACAUGACCACCCGGCUGGUGGUGAAUCUGUCACAGAGCUACAUCUCCAUGUACCUCACCGAUACCCUCAACUUGCCCAAGAAGUUCAUUGCCACUAUCCCGCUGGUGAUGUGCCUCAGCGGCUUCGUCUCCUCUUUCCUCAUGAAGCCGGUCAACAAGUGCAUCGGGAGGAAUCUGACAUACUUUGCUGGCCUGCUGCUGGUCCUGACCUUCGCCUCCUGGGUGGCCCUGGCUGAUGUGCAGGGUGGGGCCGUAUACGCAGUGGCCGUGCUGCUGGGGACAGGCUGCGCCACCAUCCUCAUCACCUCGCUGGCCAUGACUGCCGACCUCAUCGGCCCACACACGCACAGCGGAGCCUUCGUGUAUGGCGCCAUGAGCUUCUUGGAUAAGGUGGCCAACGGGCUGGCAGUCAUGGUCAUCCAGAGCCUGCAGCCCUGCGUCUCGGAGCUCCACUGCAAUGCGCUUGCUGCCUUCUACCACUGGGCCAUGGUGGCUGUGACGGGCGGUGUGGGCAUGGUGGCCGCCUUGGCGCUGUGUAGCCUGCUGGUCUGGCCCGUCCGUCUACGCUGCUGGGAUGCGGCUCCAGAAAGCUGACCCGAGGACCCUCCUGCCGGGCCCCUGGACUCCAGGGCUGAUGUCAUAUAUUCUCUGCACCCCUAAUCAUCAUGGCGGGGUCUCCUAACACCCUGGGAACUGUGGGAGGUGCUUG